Messenger RNA from Camelina sativa (false flax), 1828 nucleotides. Its product is annotated as putative magnesium transporter NIPA9. NCBI's taxonomy places the organism in Eukaryota, Viridiplantae, Streptophyta, Magnoliopsida, Brassicales, Brassicaceae. The record is from RefSeq and is a predicted model, not a curated record. Gene Ontology annotation, cellular component: membrane. Gene Ontology annotation, biological process: magnesium ion transport. Gene Ontology annotation, molecular function: magnesium ion transmembrane transporter activity.
CAACAGUUUUUUUCUUUCUCUCGUCUCUCUCCAUCGGUUCACCAUUCUCUCUGUUUCUGGGAUGGGUGAUUUCUUCAAUGAGACUUAGAACAACGUUGGUGUUGCUUUUGGAACUUCUUACCAUCAUCUUCACCCUAACCAUGCAACUCUCCUCUAGGAUCUUCUUCUUGUUUUUCGAUGACCUUAAACCAUAUGCUUUAGUACAGUUUGUUCAUUGCAUUGCCAUUCCCUUGAUGUUUAUUCUAUUACCUCCAAUGUAUACACAUUCUACGUAUUGGCUUUGGGCUGCAGGAUUUUAUCUCUUAACCAAGGUGGAAGAAGCUGCUGAUAAGCCUAUAUAUAGCUGGACUCAUCAUAUUAUUAGUGGCCAUUCUCUGAAGCAUUUGUACGCUGCUAUGGUCCAUGUCUUCCUUACCCUCGUGCUUGCAAAAAAACCGUUCAAACUGAGAGGUACAUUCUCAUAUAUAUAUGAAAUGACUGGGGAUUGCAGAUUCAUAUUCUUGACUCAUGCAUUCCAUUGCAAGAAUGAGGUUACGCUUGCGGCCACCGCCGGUAACAAUAUCGGCAAGGUUCUCCAGAAGAAAGGCACUAUCAUCCUCCCUCCUCUCUCCCUCAAGCUCAAGGUAAUAAGAGCCUAUGCUGUUAACAAACCAUGGGCACUAGGUUUUCUUAUGGACAUUGUUGGGGCUUUGUUGAUGCUCAGAGCACUCUCGCUUGCCCCUGUUUCUGUUGUUCAACCUGUCUCGGGAUGUGGACUUGCCAUUCUUUCUGUCUUUUCUCAUUUUUAUUUGAAGGAAGUCAUGAAUGUUUUUGACUGGAUUGGGAUUACCGUUGCUGGCAUUGGCACUAUAGGAGUUGGUGCUGGUGGUGAGGAGCAAGAAGCAUCACUUAUAUCUGUCUUCCAGUUGCUCUGGCUAGCAUUGGUUGUUGCCAUCUUGUUUGUACUACUGAAUGCGUGGCUUCAUAUCUUCAAACGCCAGCGGAGGGAGCAGGAGCUGGGGGAAUAUGAAGUAGUGGAAGAAAUCAUAUAUGGCCUGGAAUCUGGGAUUUUAUUCGGGAUGGCAUCUGUAGUAUCAAAGAUGGGUUUUGUAUUCGUGGAGCAGGGGUUUUCUGCAAUGUUCAUUCCUAUGUGCAUUUCAAUUAGUAUAUGCUGUAGUGGAACAGGAUUUUUCUAUCAGACUCGGGGACUAAAACAUGGAAGAGCAAUCGUAGUAUCCACUUGUGCUGCUGUGGCAUCAAUUGUAACUGGUGUAGUUGCAGGAAUGUUCGCUCUGGGUGAGAAAUUACCCACUUCACCAUCUGGACGGCUUUUACUUCUCUUAGGAUGGUUACUUAUCAUGCUAGGUGUUGUAUUACUCGUGACUUCAUCACGGCUUAUCAGACAUCUUCCACGGUCAUUCCGGCGUUCCAGUUCCAGACAAACCAGUUUAGAAAGAGGUUUCAACAUAAGGCGGACAGCUUCUCACGUAUCAAAGGAUACUAACCCAAGUGCGGUUAUCCAAACAGCAACAUUACACCAUCUCUUAUCAUCCCCAUCAAAAGACAAAGACUAAAAGGGAUUCAGAAACAAUGAAGAAUAUUUGCUGGGUGGCGUGCAUGUUACACAAUUAUUUCCCGAAUAUAUGACUAAAUAUGUCAGAUUUUCAUAUUUCGGGGUUUCAUCUCAUUGAUAUUCCAGUUGUUGGAACAGAUUAAUGGUCAAGAGUUUGAGAUCAAUUUAUGACGUCACUUGGUAUCUAAAAUGUGAAAUAUGAGUUUCCCUUUGUGCAAACUGUGAAUCUGGGAUAAACGAACCAACUUGGUUCAUGUUAUUAUUGUUAUUUUUUUC